Tilletiopsis washingtonensis is the source of this 1479-nucleotide messenger RNA. RefSeq lists its product as hypothetical. Gene Ontology annotation, biological process: uroporphyrinogen III biosynthetic process. The annotation marks the transcript as partial. Gene Ontology annotation, molecular function: uroporphyrinogen-III synthase activity. The transcript has a single exon. Lineage: Eukaryota; Fungi; Basidiomycota; Exobasidiomycetes; Entylomatales. The record is from RefSeq and is a predicted model, not a curated record.
CCGACGUCGGUGCUGCUGCUGCGCACGCCCGUGCCGCCCAGUGCCGGCACCGAUCCGUACCACGACGUCUUUGGGCCCUUCUGCCUGCCCUCCUUUCCCCUCAGCGCCCUCGAGUCCGGCUCCUCGACGCCGCUGCCGCCGCCCGUGAACCCGCACGCGCUGGGCCGCGAGGGCGCCGACAUCCUCAAGUCGGCGCUGCAGAGCUCCGCCACGGGCCGCCGCCGCGGGCGCUGGAUCGCCGACGACGACAGCCUCACGACGACGCACCUGGCGCGCGACGGCGACGACGAGCGCGAGUGGUGCGUGUCCAGCAUCCCGAUUCUCGGACACCGCCUCGUCGAGACGCACGAGCUGGCGCGCCGCAUUCUUGCCGGGCCCGUCGACGCGGCAGGCCAGCAGGCGGCGGGCGCCAAGUAUCGCGGCGUGGUGGUGACGUCGCAGCGGGCCGUCGACGCUUGGGGCGAGGCGGCGCAGGAGGUCUCCCAGGAGCUGCGGGAUCGGGCCGCAAGGGAAGGCCGGCCGGCUGCGCCUACGACAUUGUGGCAGCGCACGCCCUUCUUUGCCGUCGGCCCGGCGACUGCGACAGCGCUGCGGCAACUCGGGCCCAGUCUUCCACAGCAGCUGCGGCCGGCACUGGUGAUGGGCGGCGGCGCGACGGGCACGGGCGAGGCGCUCGCCAACUACGUGACGCGGCAUUUCGGGCCGCUCGACAGCGAGGCCGAGGCACCCGCGCCCAUCCUCGUGCUCGUGGGCGACAAGAACGCACCGACGAUUCCGGACAUGCUGCGCGCCAAGGGCUACCCGCUCGAGGUGCAGCAGGUGUACGAGACGUGUCUCGACGAGGGCUUCGAUGCUUACUGCGAGGCGCUGAGCCGCACGCUGCCCGCCAUCAGCUCGCGGCCGGGCUCGCGCAGACCAAGCCGCUCCGGCAGCUUUGGCUCGGGCCGGCGGCCGAGCUUCGGCGUCUGGGCCGAGCGGCGCGGCUCUGGUGCAGGCACGCCCAGCGACAACGGCCCGACGGCUGCUCUGGGUGCGCUCGGCGGCGGCACCACGCCGCUCGGCGGCAUGACGCCCUUCUCCUCCAUCGCCGGCGGCGUGCGACGCUCGGGCAGUCCGCAGCAGAUGGCGCCGGGCGGCAGUGUCGUCGAGGAUGAAGAUGCGCUGCCGCUGGACUCGGACAUCGGCCUGAGCACCGGCACAGGCACCAAGCCCGACUGGCUCGUCUUCUUCUCGCCCUCGGGCCUGCAGUACGCGCUGCCGACUCUGCGAGCGCGGCGCUGGCUGCCGCCGGCCGAUGCCCCGGCACAUCCGGCACUCUCGGCAGGCGCGCCGGAUGGCUUCCCACGCGUCGCCUGCCUGGGCCCGACGACGAAGCGCGCCGUCAAGGAGCUGCUCGGCUUCGCGGCCGAUGCCGUGGCCUCGGCGCCCGAGCCCGUCGAGCUGCGCGAGGCGAUCCGCGGCGCCGAGAGCCGCAUUCGG